AACCUAUGAAAAACUCUUUAAAAAUUCUUGUGAAAAUACUGCAAACCUAGUGUGGAAAACUGUGAUAUCUUAAUUAAGAAAACCUUUAAAAACUUUCUGGAUAGCCGUUGAUUAAAAACCCACGGAAAAGUGCUAAGAAUGCCCGUGGAAAACCCAUGAUAAACUUCUAAAACAUUAGUCGAAAUCUUAUUUUAAAAAGCAUGUCCAAAAACCCAAUACAAACUGAUGCUGUACAAUCUUUGGAAAACCGAUGGAGAACUGCUGUAAUAUCUAUGAAAAAUUUUGAGGAAAAACUCGUGAAAAUCUGAAGAAAAAUAGAUAAAAAAGGCGAAAGUCGAAGGAAAACCUUUAAAAGUCUGUCGGGAAGCUUGUAUAAAAAAUGCUAGAAAAAUGAUUCCGAAAAGCCAGUGGAAAAUAGUUAAUAUUUUUCAUUUUAUUGCACAAAUACUGUUUUGGAUGCAUUUCGACUCGCAGAACUUGCAAAAAAAGAAAAUUUUAAUGAAAACCCAACCCCCUAGUAUAAACGUCUUACCAGCAUGACAGCUGCACUGUACGGCCCGGAGUGUUUGUAAACAUAACAUGCAGUAAUAAAACAACCGGUGUUAUAACAAUACUUUUUGCUCAACAAAACCACCUUUAAACGGUGCAGAAAUGUUACGGCCAAACCGGAUUUGGCGAAUAUUUUCCUCGCACAACUCUCGUAUUGAUCUGGUGGCAAAUGGCCUUCGUUGCACAUUUUCGUCAUUAGCCAGUGGUUCUUUCGAUGUUAUAGUGGUUGGAGGAGGACAUGCUGGCACUGAAGCAUGCAGUGCUGCGGCUCGGAUGGGAGCACGAACACUGCUCGUUACGCAGAAACAAUCCACCAUCGGUGAAAUGUCUUGCAAUCCAUCGUUCGGCGGUAUUGGCAAGGGCCAUCUCAUCCGUGAGGUGGAUGCGCUCAAUGGUGUUUGUGCACAAUGUUGCGACCGAAGCGGUGUCCAGUAUAAAGUGCUAAAUCGCCGUAAAGGACCCGCCGUGUGGGGACCACGGGCUCAAAUUGACCGGAAGUUAUACAAACGCGAAGUGCAGCAAACGCUUGAAAACACACCUAACCUAACCAUAAUCGAAGCAUCGGUAGAGGACAUUGUGCUGAGUAGGCAGAGUGAACAGCCCCAGCUGGCUGGAGUUAAACUGGCCGAUGGUCGUACGAUCGUAGCGAACAGUCUAGUCAUCACUACAGGUACGUUUCUGCGGGGACAGAUAAACAUUGGACUGGAAACACGUCCAGCUGGUCGCAUGGGAGACGAACCGGCAAUAGGACUAGCAAAAAGCAUCGAACAGUUGGGAUUCCAGUUGGGUCGUUUGAAAACCGGUACACCACCUCGCAUUCAUCGGGAUUCGAUCCAUUUCGAGCAACUUCCACGCCAUCCGGGCGAUAAUCCUCCCAUUCCUUUUUCAUUUCUGAACGAUCGCGUUUGGCUAGAACCGGAUCAGCAACUCGAUUGUUUUCUCACGCAAACCACUCCAGAGGUGAACGAUAUCGUACUACGCAAUCUGCACUGCAACCGACACGUGACUGAGGAGCUGACCGGACCCCGUUACUGUCCCUCGAUCGAGUCAAAGAUAUUGCGCUUUGGUCACAAGCUGCACCAGAUAUGGCUAGAACCGGAAGGCUUCGACAGUGAGUUGAUCUAUCCAAAUGGACUUUCCUGCACGCUUCCGGCGGAUGAGCAAAUACAGCUCGUGCGCUGUCUGCAGGGGCUCGAAAAGGCCGAGGUCGUUCGUCCAGGGUACGGUGUGGAGUACGAUUUCGUGGACCCUCGCGAACUAUUUCCAACGCUCGAAACCAAACGCGUCAGGGGCCUAUUCUUGGCAGGACAAAUUAAUGGUACGACGGGCUACGAAGAGGCAGCCGCACAAGGCCUGCUUGCCGGUGCGAAUGCAGCGGCCAAUGCACUUUCUCGAACACCGCUUACCGUGAGUCGAACCGAAGCCUAUCUGGGUGUGCUUGUGGACGAUCUGACAACGCUUGGUACGAACGAACCGUACCGAAUGUUUACGAGUCGUGCUGAGUUUCGACUAAGUUUGCGGCCAGACAACGCGGAUUUGCGACUGACGGAAAAAGGCUUCGCAAUGGGUUUGGUGUCUCAAGAGCGCUUUAAAAGGACAGUAUCAAUAAGAGAGCGAUUAGCGAAAGCCACCGAACUGUUGCGCGAUGUUCGGAAGGGUAGCAAUCAGUGGCGUGCAGCGAUGCAAUUGCCACCGGCCAAGGCAAGCGUUUAUAAGAGUGCCUUUGAGAUGUUGGCCAUCUCGAACGAUGCAAUCACGACCGAGCGAGUGUGCGCUGUUGAACCAAGCGUGCUCGGGUGGAUUCAGGACGAUCCAGAGCUUUGUCAGCGGCUUAAAAUCGAAGCACUGUACAGCCUUUCGAUCGAGGAUCAGUCGCGUGAAGUAGAGGAAGUGUUACGGAACGAGAGCCUAAGGAUACCGGACGCAAUUGAUUACCUUUCGAAAUCUCUUAAUCUUUCGUUCGAAGAGCAAGAGAAGCUGGUCAAAAUUCAACCCCAAACAAUUGCUGCCGCAAGCCGAAUCCAAGGCAUAACGCCAUCGUCCAUCGUAAGGUUGGUAAAAUACGUAAAGCAACACGAAGUAAGUAUUCUCGCCUAAUGCCUAUUUCUACUACAACCGAGAACCUAUUCUCUUACACAAUAAACAACUGCUAGGGACAAACUGACCGGGGUCGGUUUUAAACGUGUUAUAUUUUGAUGGUAAAUAAAUAGAUAUAUAAAUAACUAUCCGUUACAAACGGUUAGCACUAUA
Molecule: messenger RNA, 2799 nt
Organism: Anopheles funestus (African malaria mosquito)
Lineage: Eukaryota; Metazoa; Arthropoda; Insecta; Diptera; Culicidae
Product: protein MTO1 homolog, mitochondrial
Exons: 4
Coding region: 652-2646 (664 amino acids)
Biological process (GO): tRNA wobble uridine modification; tRNA methylation
Cellular component (GO): cytosol
Molecular function (GO): flavin adenine dinucleotide binding
Source: RefSeq, a predicted model, not a curated record